CACGUGCAGAGUCACAUGAUACAUUGUGUAGCCGGCCGGGCUGUGAGUUACGCUGUUCGAAGUCGUUCCAGUGACAACUGUAUUUAGCAAUCAGACAUGAAGUAUUGUUCAAGUGUGGUCGCCUUUGCCUUUUUGGCUUUUGGCGUUGCUUUCGCAGCGGUGAUGCAGUAUGACCCUCUGAGGAUAACUUCCAGGUUGCAAUCUGAAAUGGAGGAUCUCAUGCAACUGGUUAUGAAGCCUCACACUCUCAGCAGAAAUGUACCCCUACAGGUGUACAAGGAGAUGGGCCUGAACCCAAGCACUCGUCUGACAGAUUACAGAUGGGUAAACUGUGGCAACAAGUCUGUGGAGAACCUGCUCAUCAAUGACAUCAAGUUCUCCCCCGACCCCAUCUCCCUGCCAGGAACUCUCACCGUCUCCUUCAGCAUUACCGUCAACGUGACAGUAGCAAGUCAGCUUAAGGGAGUUGUCCUGCUGGAGAAGCAGGUUGCCGGGAGCUGGAUUCAGCUGCCGUGUAUUGGCAACAUUGGCUCCUGCACUUACAAUGACAUUUGCCCACUGCUCAAUCAGAUUGGAGUUUGUCCUGACUCGUUUAAGGCAGCCAAUGUACCAUGCAAAUGUCCCUUCAAUGCAGGUACAUACACACUUCCUGGUGCCAGCUUUGAGAUUGAUGCCAGCUUCUUGCCAUCGGGCGACUACCACAUCCGCGCCAACCUAACCCAUGGCGCCCUUGAUGGUGGCUGCUAUGACAUCUAUGCCUCUUUUGCAUAAAUGAUGUUGAACAGGAUACAACAUUACCAGGAACAAGUUGAAGACAAUGCAACAGAAUCACGAAAUUGUCCAUGUUCUUUCAUCACAUUCCAUAUGUCUGUUUUAUGUGCAGAAUAGUAUGUUUUUAAGACUCAUAUUUAUUUUCAAAAAAUUAAAAGUGCAACAAAUUCAUUUAUGAAAUGUUUUGUUUUUUGUAAUGUGUGUUUUAAAACAUUUUUUGUAUAAUGGUAGAUCUACCACAGUGAAUAAGUCAAACAUGUCAAAGGGUGAAUUUGAGUAAGUGUCUUUUUUGUGUUGUUUGUAAUUUAUCUAAGAUAACAAAUAUUGAAUUCAACAAUGCAUAAAAUUUCAAGAUGAGGUCUUUUGAGAUUGCUACUAUUUUUUAUAUGCAGUUUACAUACGAAAUAAAUUAUGAAAAAAUAUAUCAAUGUUUCACCUGUAAAUGAAUGCAUGCCAUUGUGAUAUGCUAUCAUAAUUAUCAAGGGAGAGAACUCUUGACACUGCAAUGUAUACAAAUGGGUUUUAUGCAAUUUAUGAAAUUUUUUUUAAUCCGAGUUCCCAGGCAUAGAUAGGUGGUUUGUUUGUGUCAUUUACAAGUGUGGCCUGUAAUUGUAAAUGAUUUUUCUUAAUAAUGCUAGAAUAUGAAAGCCGUCAAAACUUCAGCAUCAUUUGACAAACUUACCAAGGGCUAAGGUAUAUGAGACUAUUGAUCAUCUGAAGUGUUUCUCUUAUCCUGGUAUUUGUUUGUAUGUGGAGUAUGCAUGAAGUGCAAUUAGCAGUGUAUAUUUCUGAUGAUGAUUGGUUAUGAUGAAAUGUCGUUGUUGCAUGGAUACUUGUGGAAUGAACACAGAGACCUACCCGAAGGAUACAGUGAAUCUGAAGUGUUUAUAAUCAUUAAUUCAUGGGCCCAACACAUAACACUGUUUCCUUUGGAGAUGUAUCAGAUGUAUGAGCUAGAGGGUUUUUUAAAUCAACAACAUUUUGUUUUGUUUUAUAUUGUUUUAUUGAUCCACUGACAAAGUAGGUUUUUUUUCAUAAUAGCCUGUCAGUGGUCACUGACCACACCUUGGGCUUAUUUCCAAUACUGUGACAUAAUUGUGCUCCUGUCCUCCUCCUUUCGUUGCAUUUUGGCCAUUGGGUAACAGGGUUUGAUUUAAAGAACUUGAUUUAACUUGUGCAGUGCAUGUUGACAUGGACACCAGAUAAAACCAGGUUACACUCUGGUCCCAUAAAUUUAAGUUGAAACAUAAGCCAGUCUGUUGCCAGGUUCACACAAGUUAAUGACAUAUUGCUGUAAGGCGUAAUAGAAACAUGCACAUUAUCUUAAAGUACCCAUAGUGUGGUGACGUCAAGCCUAAGAAAGCAUGACAACUUACACUUAACACAGGGAUUAGUGAUGUAUGUAUGGCAAAUAUACUUUAGAAGUAUUGAGUGUGAUCAAAGAUGUUUUGUGGAAACAAGUACGGUUUAGUCAGGGACAAAUUUGAAAAAGUUUGACAUGCACUUUGCGCAUGUAGACAUUAGGUAUUAUUUUUCAAUAAAAGGUUGCACUUGUGCAUAUUUUAUAUAGCUAAAUCAAGCCCUGGGUAGCCUGGAGGUUAAAAACCUGGGUUUCAUUCUCCACAUGGGUACAUUUGGGGCAGCUGAUUCUUGGUGUCCACUGCCCUAAUGUUCUUUGAAUAUUGCCAAGGGUGGUGGAAGUUCAUGCUCACUCAAAUACUCAUUGUCAGUUUACAUCUAUUGUGUGAAAUUUGGUCUCAGAAUAAAACAUUUUAUAAAAGAAA
Molecule: messenger RNA, 2555 nt
Organism: Haliotis rufescens (red abalone)
Lineage: Eukaryota; Metazoa; Mollusca; Gastropoda; Lepetellida; Haliotidae
Product: ganglioside GM2 activator-like
Exons: 5
Coding region: 97-771 (224 amino acids)
Biological process (GO): ganglioside catabolic process; lipid transport
Cellular component (GO): cytoplasmic side of plasma membrane
Molecular function (GO): lipid carrier activity; enzyme activator activity
Source: RefSeq, a predicted model, not a curated record